AAUAAAAAAUAAAGACAACUAUAAAAAAAAUUGUGUAAAAUGUCUUUCUUUGGAAGUUUAGAUACAGAUGAAAUCAAAGGUUUAAGACUUAAAGCAUUAAAAUUAUUCUUAUUUAUAUUUGCUUUAAUACGAUCGCAUCUGGCAACUUUAUGUGCAUAUGUCAUCAUCAAGCACCUACAAAUAUACAGCUGAAAUCGGUUUUAAAUUUUUAGUAAAGUGCUCAUGGAGUGAAUAAUUACACUAAAAAUCUAUUUAAAUAAAAUAAGUGAUAUUAAUAUAACAGCGACAAGACAUACAAAAACAAUAAUUAAUACUAACAAUUGUGUGUUGUUAAAAAACACGAUUGCAAUUGGCGUGUACUUCCAAGAUUCUAAAAAGUAAAUUGCAUACAUGUCAAUUUAUGGAUCGAUAUUCGGAAUAAGCAGUGAAAGAACAAGCAGCUACCCUUAUUUUCCCUGGAUUUUUUCUCCAAAGCAGCAGUCGGGCUAGAUACUUUCGCAAUUAAGAAGAUAGUCAAUAAUUGAAUUCUAUUUGUGCAGUGUGUAAUAGCAAAAUGUCCUACCGUUUGAAAGCAACAAAAUGUCCCACAGACGAAUUGUCGGUAACAAACAAGGCCAUCGUGAAUAUUAACGAUUUUCCAGAGGAUGUUAAGUAUGCCGACAUAUCGCCUGGUCCUGGACAACAUUAUAUAUUUGCACUUUUGCAUACGAAUGAGGUGGCACGGGGUCAUGUUGGAUUUUCGCUAGUGCAACGAAAAUGGGCCACACUAUCCAUCAAUCAGGAUAUCGACGUGAGACCUUAUCGUUUUGAUGCCAAUUCCGAUGUCAUAACACUUGUCUCCUUCGAGACAGACUUUUUGCAGAAGAAAAUUACCUCCCAGGAACCCUAUGACUCUGACCAGAUGGCUAAAGAAUUUUUAAUGCAAUUUGCUGGUAUGCCACUAACUGUUGGUCAGACCUUGGUCUUUGACUUUCAGGGUAAAAAGCUGCUAGGACUUGCUGUCAAAACAUUAGAAGCUGUGGAUCCCAAAUCACUUGGCGAAGGCAAAGAAACGAGUACUAAAAAUGUACGCUUUGGCCGUAUACUGGGCAAUACAAUCGUACAAUUUGAGAAAGCUGAGAAUUCCUCGCUAAACUUGCAAGGCAAGUCAAAGGGUAAAAUUGUACGCCAAUCAAUUAUCAAUCCCGAUUGGGAUUUCGGCAAGAUGGGCAUCGGUGGUUUGGAUAAGGAGUUCAAUGCAAUAUUCCGACGUGCUUUCGCAUCCCGUGUCUUCCCACCGGAACUUGUGGAGCAGCUGGGCUGCAAACACGUUAAAGGCAUACUCUUGUAUGGCCCACCUGGUACUGGUAAAACGCUGAUGGCACGUCAAAUUGGCACUAUGUUAAAUGCGCGCGAGCCGAAAAUUGUUAAUGGACCACAAAUUUUGGACAAAUACGUAGGCGAAUCGGAGGCCAAUAUACGACGACUCUUUGCCGAGGCUGAGGAAGAGGAAAAACGGCUUGGUCCCAACAGCGGCUUGCAUAUUAUAAUUUUCGAUGAAAUAGAUGCGAUCUGCAAAGCUCGUGGCUCGGUCGCUGGCAAUAGUGGUGUACACGAUACAGUAGUCAAUCAAUUGCUUGCUAAAAUUGAUGGUGUCGAACAGUUGAACAACAUACUGGUGAUCGGCAUGACAAACAGACGUGACAUGAUUGACGAAGCUUUGAUGCGACCCGGUCGCUUGGAGGUGCAAAUGGAGAUUAGUUUGCCGAACGAAGAAGGUCGUGUGCAAAUUCUAAAUAUACAUACGAAGCGUAUGCGGGAAUUUAACAAGAUAGCCGGUGAUGUUGACUCGAAGGAAAUUGCUACAUUAACGAAGAACUUUAGUGGCGCUGAGCUGGAGGGUUUGGUGCGCGCAGCACAAUCUACCGCUAUGAAUCGGCUGAUUAAAGCCGACGCGAAGGUACAUGUCGAUCCACAAGCAAUGGAGAAGCUUAAAGUUACACGCUCUGAUUUCAUGCACGCGCUAGAGAAUGACAUUAAGCCGGCAUUCGGUACAGCACAGGAGAUAUUAGAUAACAUGCUAUCACGUGGCAUAAUCAACUGGGGACAACCUGUGGCCAGUCUACUUGAGGACGGUAUGCUAUAUGUGCAACAGGCGAAGGCGACCGAAAGCUCCGGCCUGGUGUCGGUGCUUAUUGAGGGCUCACCCAAUUCUGGCAAAACUGCAUUGGCUGCUAAAUUGGCAAAAAUGUCAGAUUUUCCAUUCGUUAAAGUAUGCUCACCCGAAGAUAUGGUCGGCUAUACCGAAUCGGCCAAAUGCUUACACAUUCGAAAAAUAUUCGAUGAUGCUUACCGUUCCACUUUAAGUUGCAUUGUUGUCGACAAUGUUGAACGUUUGUUAGACUACGGUUCAAUUGGUCCACGUUAUUCCAAUUUGACACUGCAAGCAUUGUUGGUUUUGUUAAAGAAGCAGCCGCCAAAAGGACGCAAACUGCUCAUCUUGGUUACUUCAAGCAGACGUGCGGUUUUGGAGGAAAUGGAAAUGUUGACGGCGUUCACUUCCAUCUUGCAUGUACCCAAUCUGUCUAGUCCAGAACAUGUAUUAGCCGUGCUCGAACAUGCCGAGAUAUUCAGCAAGGGCGAAUUGCAGGCUAUUGGCAAGAAGAUGUCUGGCAAAAAAAUAUUCAUUGGAAUCAAAACAUUACUCGGACUGAUUGAUAUGGCGCGACAAACGGAACCACAGCAUAGAGCCAUCAAAUUCCUCUCAAAAAUGGAAGAAGAAAAUUUCUUAGGAUUGUCUAAGGAUCAGUAACUAGUACGAAAGGAAUUCAACAUGUCGAUAGUGGAGCUUAAGGAUAUUUUCUAAAUAUAAAGACAACAUUAUGUUAAAAGUAUAAACUAACAAAAUGCAUAUAUAUAUAUACAUAUAUACAAAUUGCUUAACAUUAAAUUAAACAACUUAUUAAAAAUCAUAUAAUAUGCUAAACAGUUGAUAAUGUGUACGCAAUACAAUUAAAAAAUGGUGCAUAAAUAUUGCAAAAGUGAAGCAAUUGUUGACCAACGGUGGUGGGCGGAUAUCGAGCGAGGCAUUCAUGAGAAAAUAGAAAAUAAAGCGUUUAAACGUGUACAGCUCAGCGUAAAUAAAAUAGUAUUGAUUUGUAGGCUUUUUAACAUACAUAGAGAAAUUAAUAGUGAAAGUAUUAAAUGCUAAUAUUUGGCACAAGGGAUAGCGGUUUAUAUGUGAUUGAUUUAUUGUUGUUAAAUAAGCAAUUGCGAAAGUGAAAAAUUAACAUUAAUUUAAUAAUUAAUGCAUAAGCACAUUUAAGACUCUCGUUUUGCAACAGCUGUGCACCAAACACAGCAGCACACUUCAUUUAACUCAAAUCACAAUUUCAAAAAUCGUUAGCUUUGCAUCGUUUUAACCGUCCUACUAUCAAUUGGCGCUAGUAAACACAUGUUUCUUUCAUAUAGCGUAUUUAGUUAUGUUUGCAUAAAUAUAAAAAAAUUUAAUUACUUAUUUAUUAUCCCACAUUCCAAACUAAAAUCUUUAUAUGCGAAACGUUUUGACAUACACAUGAAAUAACUGUAUAGUGCAGUUGGAUUUUGCUCAAAACAAAGCAAAACAAAGUGAAUUAAUAACGCAUGAGUGUCAAAAUGUCUGCACAUAAGGCAAGCGCCAUACUCACAAUUUCUCGAAAUUAAUUUAUUGGCAUAAAACAAAAAAAAAAAAAAAAAAA
Bactrocera oleae (olive fruit fly) is the source of this 3716-nucleotide messenger RNA. It is a transcript of the gene comt, whose product is annotated as comatose. Gene Ontology annotation, biological process: SNARE complex disassembly; Golgi to plasma membrane protein transport; intra-Golgi vesicle-mediated transport. Lineage: Eukaryota; Metazoa; Arthropoda; Insecta; Diptera; Tephritidae. Gene Ontology annotation, molecular function: ATP hydrolysis activity; ATP binding. Gene Ontology annotation, cellular component: Golgi stack. The record is from RefSeq and is a predicted model, not a curated record.